AUGCUCCUCGCACGACUCUCUCUAGCUGUGGCAUUUACCAGCCUCGUCACAGCAGCAGCGCUCCCAUCACCACCAACCCUUCAAAAAAUCAGCCCUAGCAUAGACGCAGAAUCAUUGUUAUCCCGAGACGCGUCAUGGGCGCCCGCGGCCCAAUCAUACAACGAACAGCACUAUCACCUCAACAAACGGAGCCCUUAUUACUUGCCCGAGACCGUUCUCGACGAAGAUGAAAUCGCCGACCGACUAACUGCACUGCGUGAAGCAGGCCUCGUCACCAGCGGGCGAGGCCAGACUGCUUCAAAGUCAAUCGAAUCUCCGGAUGCAGGGAUCGACACCCGUGCACGGAUGAUUCCCGUUCGGGACUUGAUGUCCGAGUUGGACCGUUUGGAAGCUACACAGUCCGUCUGGGAAAUGCUGCCCUCUCUACUACCGCCACUACGCUUCUUUGUGAUCGCAAGCUCGAUCAUCGCCAUCCUCACCGUGAUCAGGGGUUGUCUGCGUGCUCAACGCUGA
This is a messenger RNA of Penicillium daleae, 513 nucleotides long. RefSeq lists its product as uncharacterized. The record is from RefSeq and is a predicted model, not a curated record. The coding region runs from base 1 to 513 and encodes 170 amino acids. The transcript has a single exon. NCBI's taxonomy places the organism in Eukaryota, Fungi, Ascomycota, Eurotiomycetes, Eurotiales, Aspergillaceae.